GCUCUGAAAUCCCCCAAAUUAUUGGCCCAUCAGGUGAAUAAAGCGGAGGUCAUAAGAUGGGUUCUGGUUUAAACGACACAUUAUCUCGGAACUACAAUGGUUUGGAGCUAUGGGAGAUAAUAGUGAUUGUUCUCUCCGCGAUAUUCGUUGUAGUUUUAGCUAUAUCACUUUGGCUUACUUUCAGGAGAAAAACCUCUAGAUCUUCUACUAAUCUAAUCCCUGUUAGUCGCCAGAUUCCUCCUAGUGUUCCUGAAGAGAUUAAAGAGAUUAGAGUUGAUGAGGUUUCGUCAAGCAAUGGUGGCAAUGGAUAUCCCUCUAUUAGUGAGAAAUUUGGGGAUAAAGAACCCGAAAAGGGGAUAAAAGCAGAGUCAGAAAAUGGCGAUAGUAGCCGGUCAGGCUCGUUUAAUCACUUGGAGAAAAAAGAUGGAUCGAGCGUAUCUUCUGCUAAUCCUUUGACAGCUCCAUCUCCUUUAUCUGGUCUUCCUGAGUUUUCUCACCUCGGAUGGGGACAUUGGUUCACUCUUAGAGAUCUUCAGAUGGCUACUAAUCAGUUUUCGAGGGAUAAUAUCAUCGGUGAUGGUGGAUAUGGAGUUGUUUACCGUGGUAACCUUGUUAAUGGUACUCCUGUUGCUGUUAAAAAGUUGCUCAACAAUUUAGGGCAAGCUGACAAAGACUUCAGAGUAGAAGUUGAAGCUAUAGGUCAUGUACGCCACAAAAACUUGGUCCGCCUUCUCGGAUAUUGCAUGGAAGGAACGCAGAGGAUGCUGGUGUAUGAGUAUGUUAACAAUGGAAACUUGGAGCAAUGGCUCCGUGGAGACAAUCAAAACCAUGAGUAUCUUACAUGGGAGGCACGAGUGAAAAUUCUUAUUGGAACAGCCAAAGCGCUCGCGUAUCUUCACGAGGCGAUUGAGCCAAAAGUGAGUUUUAUAACUACUAGAGUUAUGGGUACCUUUGGUUAUGUAGCUCCAGAGUAUGCGAAUUCCGGUCUUCUGAAUGAGAAAAGUGAUGUCUACAGCUUCGGGGUUGUACUCUUGGAAGCUAUAACUGGUAGAUAUCCGGUAGACUAUGCUCGUCCACCACCCGAGGUACAUUUGGUGGAGUGGCUGAAGAUGAUGGUCCAACAAAGAAGAUCAGAAGAAGUGAUUGAUCCAAACCUUGAAACAAAACCAUCUACAAGUGCGUUAAAAAGAACACUAUUGACUGCUUUGAGAUGUGUUGAUCCAAUGUCUGAGAAACGACCGAGGAUGAGCCAAGUUGCCCGUAUGCUUGAAUCCGAAGAAUACCCAAUUCCUAGAGAGGAUAGGAGAAGACGAAGGAGUCAGAACGGGACAACAAAAGAUUCAGAUCCUCCUAGGAACAGCACAGACACUGACAAGAGUGAGUACCAUGACCUAAAGCCUGAAGGUGGAUAGCCACUGGAAAUAAUCGAGGUGAAAAUUGUCGUAAAGUCUCGAGCUUUAUGUGAAGUUUUUCAAGUCCUUGGUUCUUCUCCAGAUCUUCUGCGUUAUGUGAUGUUUCUUUUCUUUUGUAAUAAGGAGAGAGGGAGAGAGAGUGAGUGAGUGUUGCUUGUAUAGUAUUUGUUUGUUGUUUUAUCGUUUGCUUCUCCACGUUUUGCAAUGUAGGUUGUUUUUGGACCAAGUAAACGCUAUUUGCAGGU
Arabidopsis arenosa is the source of this 1657-nucleotide messenger RNA. The record is from the annotation of a GenBank genome assembly. NCBI's taxonomy places the organism in Eukaryota, Viridiplantae, Streptophyta, Magnoliopsida, Brassicales, Brassicaceae.